Messenger RNA from Heteronotia binoei (common prickly gecko), 1491 nucleotides. It is a transcript of the gene CCDC71L, whose product is annotated as coiled-coil domain containing 71 like. The transcript has a single exon. Lineage: Eukaryota; Metazoa; Chordata; Lepidosauria; Squamata; Gekkonidae. The coding region runs from base 1 to 663 and encodes 220 amino acids. The record is from RefSeq and is a predicted model, not a curated record.
AUGAAGCCGGGAGGAGCCGCGGCGGGCCCGGGAGCUGAGGCGGCGGCGGAGAAAGUGGUGCACUCCCGCUCGCAGGUGCCGUUCCCGGGCGGCGGCGCCAAAGCGCUGGGCGACGCCUUCAAGCUGCUGGUGCCCAAGUCGACGGAGUUCAUGAGCUCCGACGCCGAGCUGUGGGACUUCCUGUGCAGCCUCAAGCACCAGUUCUCGCCCGUCAUCCUCCGCAGCAAGGACGUCUACGGCUACGCCUCCUGCCGGGCCGUCGUGCCGGACAUGCCCCGGGGCUUGGCGCGGAGGAAGUGCCGCCCGUGGAGGAGAGCCGCCGCCAGGGGGAGGCGCUGCCGAGGAGCUGCCGCGGCCCGAGGAGGAGGGGGCGGGGCCAAGAGGGCGGCCAAGAAGCGCAGCCGGCACGAGGCCGCAGUGGCCGCUGCUGCGGACGGAGGGCAGCCCCGAGCCGCGCCGGAGGAGACGUCGCCGCCGCCUCCCCUGGAGGAGAUCUGGAGGGCGGCCCCGCCCCGCCUCGCCGCCUUCCCCACCAUCAAAGUGCGGGGCAGCGUGUGGAACCGGCGCGCUUUGGAAGCCAACCGGCGCAGGGCGCAGCGCAUCCUGCGCGUCGACCUGGCGCCGGUGGUGAGGAUGAGCCGCUUCCCUCUGGCCAGAUGCUGAGGGAGGGGUUUCCCCGGGGGAUGCAUGGGUUUUAUUCCCACUACGGAUUAUUGCGGGGAGGGGGAGAUGCAACGCUUGGGCCACUCCCUCGGGGCAGAGGCAGGCAGUGCCCUGUUUACAGAUGUUUUUUUUGGUCUGGAUCGUGCCCUCCUUGAUUCAGUGAACUGCACUUUAGAACUGGGACGGAAGAAAAGCUGCUUCUCGGUCGGCUUGAUGUCACUAGUCUGUGAUCCAACUAUAAAGACUGGUCUCCUUUUCUGACAACUUUUAUCUAGGCUAGUGGAACUAUGUGGCAUGAAGGUAUUUGUCCUUGCCCCCCUCCCCCCAAAAAACCUUUGGACUACCUCUUUUCUGGAAGUCUGAAAAAAAAAUGACAUUUGUUUUCUCUUUCAAAGAAACUUUCUGCUAACACAAAUGCAAAUGAGCUCUUUUUUCCCUUGAAGAUGUAACCAACGGACUAUUAUGUAUGACUAUUUUGUGCUGUUGCGCACUAUGUGCUCAGGGUUGUUUAAAUGCUAAAUGUUUCAGAUGACUGAAGUUUUGACCAAGGAUACAGGAAUGAAGAUUUAAGAGCCCAUGGCUGAUUUGGUCUUGCAAAAGGCUUCACUCCUUCUGGUUUGUUUUGUAAUAAUUGGUUUUGACCUACACAUUUUCAGUAUAAUGGUAAAAUAUUUUGUAUGUGAAAGUUUUAUAGAUGAAUUGAAGUGAUAUUUCUGUUAAAGCAUCUAAAGACAUUUUUAUUGGAUACAUCAUUUUUAUAUAACUUUUGCUUUAAAGGAGAGGUUACCAAUUUAAGUGAAAAUUAAUAAAAGUUAAAGAUCAAGUUUC